Molecule: messenger RNA, 942 nt
Organism: Penicillium chermesinum
Lineage: Eukaryota; Fungi; Ascomycota; Eurotiomycetes; Eurotiales; Aspergillaceae
Product: dihydrodipicolinate synthase family protein
Exons: 1
Coding region: 1-942 (313 amino acids)
Molecular function (GO): 4-hydroxy-tetrahydrodipicolinate synthase activity
Source: RefSeq, a predicted model, not a curated record
AUGGCCACCGGAACCAGACGCAACCCCCUUCCUCAAGGGUUCUACGUCCCCACCGUGGCUUUCUUCAAGCCAGACGAGGAGGUCGACUUAGAAACCACAGCAAAGCAUGCAGUCUUCCUAGCCCGCAGCGGGGUGACUGGUCUGGUGACCCAGGGUAGCAACGGUGAAGCAGUGCACUUGGACCGUGAAGAGCGCAAAGUCAUCACAGCUGCUACUCGCCAGGCCGUGGAUGCCGCUGGCUUCACCACGUUGCCCGUGAUUGCCGGUGUUGGUGCGCCUUCCACGCGCGAGACCAUCCAGUUCUCCAAGGAUGCGGCCGAUAGUGGCGCAGACGCGGUUCUGGUGCUGCCUCCCAGCUACUACAAGGGCUUGGUGAGCACCGAGGCUUUGCAUGCCCACAUCCUGGCUGUCGCUGAUGCUUCUCCAAUCCCUGUGCUCAUCUAUAACUUCCCUGGUGCCUCCGCAGGCCUCGAUCUUUCGUCCGACGACAUCCUGGCCCUGUCUAAGCAUGACAACAUCAUCGGCACCAAGCUGACCUGUGGAAACACCGGCAAGCUGGCGCGCGUUGCGGCUUCCGCAAAACCAGGAUUCUUGACCUUUGGUGGCUCUGCGGAUUUCACUCUACAGACUCUGAUUGCCGGCGGUGCUGGUAUCAUCGGUGGCCUGGGUAAUGUGAUCCCUCGGUCAUGUGUCCGUGUGGGGGAGCUGUACCGUAAUGGAAAGGUGGAGGAGGCGCAGAAACUGCAGGCGGUUGUUGCCCGUGCGGACUGGGCUGCCAUUCACGGUGGAUUCGUUGCUGUGAAGAGCGCCUUGCAAACCUACUACGGUUAUGGCCUGCCACCUCGGCGUCCUACCGUUUCUCCCUCUGCGGAGUCUGCUGCGGCCAUUAAGGAGGAGUUCCGCGAGAGUAUGGAGGUCGAGAAGUCGUUGGAGAAGGUUUAA